This is a messenger RNA of Podarcis lilfordi (Lilford's wall lizard), 22857 nucleotides long. Lineage: Eukaryota; Metazoa; Chordata; Lepidosauria; Squamata; Lacertidae. The record is from the annotation of a GenBank genome assembly.
GCCUUGUGGGCGGGGCUGGCUUGGUUACUACGCAGGAGGGGGCGGGGGCGAUAAAACGGGGCCCCGCCCACCCUGCCGCGGCGCUCUUCGUCUCGCUGGCCGCGCUCUGGCCCCGCCUACCCCCCCCCCCCCGGGAGCCUCGGCCAAUCAGGUAGCGCCCUGUUGGCCGAGCCGGGUCUGCGCGCAGCUGGGGCCAAGAUGGCGGCGGUGUGGGUGCAGAAGGGGAGCCCGGCUGGGAGGUUUCUUGUAGCAGCCGUGCUCUGCCUCGUCGGCAGCCUCUUCCCCGCCACAGACGCCUCCGGCCAGAUAGACGCCGGAGCUGCCGGCCCCGCGCCGCCUCACCGGCGGUUCGAGUACAAAUACAGUUUCAAGGGGCCGCACUUGGUGCAGGGGGACGGGUCGGUGCCUUUCUGGGUGCACACGGGCAGUAAGUACCGGCGGGCAGGGCUCCGCGGGUGGAGGGGAGGGAGCGCCAGGGGUCCGAUGGCUUCACGUCAGGCCCGGGGCUUCGGCUCAGGGAAGCGCCGCAAGCAAACAGCAAAGGCGAGGGUGCCCCUGAGGCUGUGCAGAGUGCGGCUGCCUGAACAUGCGCGGUUUGUCUACGCGCGCCUGGGGUUCGCAGGUCCAGCAGAUUCUCCGCCCUCACGAAAAAUAAAAAUGUACAUAUUACGACGACCCCGGCGGGGGGAGCUGCAAACCUAGAAAGGCCUCCCUGGCGUUGAGGUCUGCUUCCUGACCUCCUUAUCUGUCAGGUCUGCCACGUGGCCCUUCUGGACUUUCUCCCCUCGCCCUUAAUAGUACAGGUAGGAGAAGCUUCCACAGGCGCAGGAUGGGGAAAGCAAGGCAUAUGGCUGGAGGUUGUGUGUUGUUCUCCCUUCAUCUCAGGUAUUUUGGGGGUUUCCCUUGUGUUGCUGCUGCUUCCUUAUCAGAAGUAGGUAAAGUGGGUCAAAGGUUGAUGGUGGUCCUCUACCUUUGGUGCUGAGAUACUUGCACAAAAUGCUGAAAGCUAAAUGAAAACGUAGUCUGUUCGGCCAAGGCACUACUUCGCAGGAGCGCAUAUUUGGGAGAAAAUAGGGGGGAAACACAAAUAACUUGUGAAGCCUUAGCUGAGUUCUUCUAAGUGCUUGGUUAAGUCUUGCUGUAUGCACACACACUCUUUCUGUAGAGCUUAUAAGGAAAGCAAUGCUUGCUGCUCAGAGUGAUGGUGAUAUUUAUUGGCCUUCUAUGUGGGUCUUGUAAUUAUGCCCAUCCAAAAUAUAUAUGUAGUAGCCUGUUAAGUGCUGACAGAAGUGGGACUCCAGAAACAAUGAUGCCUCUAAACACCAGUUGCUCUGGAGUCAGAUCAUACCCACCAUGACUCUAGCCAUUGAUAGUGUUAUCCUCUGUGUUUCCAGCUGUCUUUUGCAGCUAGCUAAGUUGGUGCCCAUUGCUGUCUCCUGUAGGAAAAAGUUCAAUAGUUCCAACUAUGCAUCGCGUGAAGAAAUACAUUUUUUUAACCUGUCCUGAGUCUUCCAACAUUCACGUUCAGUGGGUUUCUAAAAGUUCUUGUGCCAUGUGAGAAUGAGGGGGGAAAACCUUUGUCAAGCUUUCCCCAUGCCAUGGCUAAUUUCAUAAACUUUUGACAUGCACCAGGUCUUCUGUGAUGUGAAUGCAAUGAGGAUAAAAGGUCUGGCGCCACUGUUUUCAAACCUGUUGCAUAUUGGAGUGGAUGCAGGGAACCUGUGGCCCUCCAGAUGUUGUUGGACUGCAACUCUUUCCAUCUUCAGGCAGCAUGGCCAAUGGUCAGGAAAGUUAGUUGAGCUCCAGCAACAUCUGGCUGCAGCUUCCUCACUCCUGCCUUACAUAGUAGUAUUCACUCUAGAUUCAUGCCUUUUCUCCUUCCUGCACCAUGCACACACUUCUGCCUGCUGCUAUUGCUAUUGAUCAUUUAUAUAGCAACACUACUGUGAUUUGGCUUAUCUUUAAAGGAAUUACAAGGUUUGGACAGGGAGUCGUGGCUUUAUUAGCACAGACACACCAUUGCCACCUCAUCUUUCAGUUGGUGAAUACCUGUCACCUACUCAUUUUGUUUUAUAUUAUUGGCUUAUUGGUACAGGCCUUUCCUCACCCCUUCCCCCAAUCCUUUGUAACCAAGAGUAAAGACUUGUUGAAUGUGACUUGAGCAGAAAUUCUAUUCUAAUUUUCCUCAAGAAAAGCACAAGCCUUUAUUUCCUGCACUCCUUCAUACUGUGACAUUAUUUUAUUAACCUCUGUCCCAAUUUUAUAGCAUGUAGGCACAAGUUGUAAUACUUUAUUGUCCCUGAAUGCUAUUACUGUAUGUGUUCAUUCUACUUAAAAAACUUUAGCAUAUAUAGCUUGCUGAUGGAGCAGCGUAUUUCUUUUUACAGAAGUGUUUACACUGUCGUGGUGCUUUUCCACGGUAGGUGAUUAGUAGCAUCUUUCAUUCCCAUGAGGUAAACCACACCAUAUGGUGCUUAGGUAAGCCACAAAUAUGUCUCUGUAAUAGGUUUCUUUAAAUGUGUUCUGACAAGCACAGUGCUCUUUCUGUUGCUUGUUUGUUCAGGUCAUUACCCCCUGUGCCACUUUAUUGCAGUGAGAUACCUACAGUUUAAAUGAUUUUUCUCAUAUAAGUGUGUCUAAUGGACAGAAAUAAUUUUUACUCAUGCUGGUAAUAGUGACUACUGAUUGGAGGGUGGCAGCUAUUCCUUACUAUGUCCUAAUUAACAUAUUAGGAUCUUGGGAUCUGCUGUCAGCGGCCUGCUUUAGCAACCUGAUCCCACUCAGGGACUUUCCGUAGCUAACGUGUUUGGUCUUGAGGUUGUAAAUUCAGAUUGCAAUGUGUGACUUGUCAUUAGUUUGCUAACUCAGUACAUGAUGCAGGUGCCAAAAGGAUAGUCUAAAUAUACUCUUUAAGAAUGAACAUGUUCUUUUUAUUGAACAUGUGAAAUUACUUUAAACUGAAAUUUUGCAUGUGGUUUCCUGCUUUCUUUGUUUUAGUCAAAGCAUUUAUAGAAAUGCCAUAUGGGAAACCAUUGUAUAGUUAUGGUGAUGUGUCACAAGUGACAGAAAUGAGAGGCCUGCUUAUAAUUUUUUCUGUGUCCAGCAGCAUCUGUUUCUCUGACCCCCUCUGACAGUUAUUUCAUUUUAAUAAAACAUAUUAAAACAAAAACUUUAGUCUGAUAAGAGUUUUGAUUAAUUUGGUCUUAAUCCAUGUAUUAUACUGCGACUUCUUUUUAUCUUUAUUUCUAAUGUACCAGCCUCACUGCCUGCAGUUUGUUCUAAUGUUGACUGCUCUGUCAUUGAUUAAACCAGCACUUGAAGCAUGAAGCAAAUAACUUCUGAUACUGCAAUCAUUUGAUUGAAUAAGCAAUAAAGAAACACUCACACUUAACACAAUAGCCUUGUUACUAAUGAAUUGGGGAGAACAAAAAUAUCUGCACACUGUUUUCUUGAAACCUUCUUGGGCAGAACAGGACAUGGUUCUACAGCUAAUACGAGCUGCUUAGUGUAUUGCAAUAUAUUUUGCAAAGUACUUAUUUCUAUAGUGGAAUAUAAUAUUGGAAUGGGGAGGGAUGUUUGUGCAUGUUGUAUUUUUACAGAGCAGGACUGUGAUCAUGUGUGCUGUGAUUUUGUUUUAUUUUUCAAUACUCAGUGCCCCAAAUGCCCUCAUUUAGGAUCUUCACAGCACUGUUCUGAUUCACCACAUGCUGAAACCUUUCUAGUUUGCUUUGCGUUGGGGUCUAGAUUCCCUUGACUUUGGGCCACAAGUAUUGAAACAAAAUGAUGGGUCUCCACAGUGGAAGUAAACUGGCCAUGUUCCUUUUGUCUGCCAGAUGUUGCCUCAGUGACAGAUAAGAAAUGAACCUGCUCUUUUUUAAGUCCUGUAGAAAUCAUUUGCUCUGUCACAGUGUUAUGCUGUUUUAUGAGGUUUUCUAAAUGUUCUUAGUCAAUGGUGUAGCAUAGAGGUUGAAGGGUUAUUAGGGCAAACAAAUAUGUGACUCCUAUUCCCUCCUCCCUAAAAAAAAAAUCUCACUUUUCUAUUUACAUGUGGAUGUGCAUGGCUUACGCACAAGCUUAUCUUCAUCAGCCAACCUAACUUGUAAUUCCACUUCAUUCCUACUACAUAAUUCUAAAACUUGCCCAAUAUCCUACAUUUUCACAUAUGGCCCAGAUUCUGGAUAUUGAGGCCAGAGUCUUGCAGUAUGUGUGCCUGACUUCAAACUAGGUGUUCUCAGAUUUUCUGACAAGAGUAAAACCUUCCACAUCUUAAAUCUGCAACAUGUGAAGACCGCAUCCAUGAGAAUCACAGUUCUUUAGUUUAUUCACCACUACAAGCAUCAACUGAGUUUACACUUUGAGAUUGGCAUUGUGUUGAGGGAGCACCAUGUUUAAGGGUUCAUUUUCUCGUUCCACUGCAACACUGUAGUGUUGACUUGAUCAUUCACCAUUAAAUAUUAUCAGUGUCAUAGUUCUCCAUUUCAAUCUUGGCUUGGUCAUAGUCAUCUCAGUCUAACCAGGUGGUUGUGAGGCUAAACUAUGGGCACUGGUGGUGCACAAUGUAGGCUGCCCUUCGCUCUUUGGAAUAUGGGUGGGGUAAAACACAUGUAAUUUUCGGUUGUCAAAAAUAAAUUCUGCAAAUGGAGCCAAUGGUGUGUGUUUUUCUGCAGCAGUUGUACUUUGAAACACUUGAUUUUAAAAAUCUGUUUCUUACUUUCCUUUCAGAUGCUAUACCCAGCGCUGAUCAGAUAAGAAUAACUCCAUCAUUAAAAAGUCAAAGGGGAUCAGUAUGGACAAAAAGCAAAUCUAUAUUUGAAUACUGGGAAAUUGAAGUGACUUUCCGAGUGACAGGGAGAGGACGAGUAGGAGCUGAUGGACUGGUAGGUAGAAUGGUUGCAUUUGCAGACAAAUCGGUUGUAUGAACCCGAGGCCUAAAAUUUAGAUUUGAAUUUCUCUAAAUAGGCAGUCUGGUUUACAGAAGAACAAGGCUUAGACGGUCCUGUUUUCGGAGCAGCAGAUAACUGGAAUGGAGUUGGCAUCUUCUUUGACUCAUUUGACAACGAUGCAAAGGUUAGUGGAAAGCCAUACAGAAUAUGCACAGCAAAUAAAGUUCUCUAAUAGUGUGUGUAGUAGCCCUAUUUUGUAUGAGGUUCUGUAGACUCUAGAUGCCCAUUUCUUAAGAUAGUUGAUGCAGAACAUGUGAAUUUACAGCCAGUUUGCACUUGGAAGCACAUCCUACUGAAUUUAAUGACUUGCCAUAGAAUUGCCACCUAAAAUAUAUUUUGCAGAGCAGGCUCAUAAACUGUCUCUUGUUGCCAGUAGUAGAAUCUUAGCACAGGAUCCUGUGAACAUCUGUAUCAGGUCAGUUGUUCAAAGGAUUGGGAGGUAAUAAAUGCUUGGGUUCCUUGAAGAUCAUUUAACUAUUUACAUGGUAUCCCAUCAUAUAUUGUUAGAGUGGAUAGCAUGUUGGGGCAAACAUAAAAUGAUUUAUUUAUUUAUUUAUUUUGUAAUUGCAUUGUUGUGUUUUUAAAACAAAACCUUGACCCUUUCGUUUCCAAAAACUUGACCCUUUCCAAAGUGGAAACUUGUUCACUGGGGAAACUGUUAUAGUGCAUAAUGCCCACCCAUCUAUGCAGAUCGAGUGGGUAUGUGCAAGAUGCUUUCAGGAUAAUGUAAGGGUAGCUCUGCAUUUGAACAUAUUCUCUGUUGAGCUAGAAUGGAUGCAAGUGCCUUCUGAAUUAGGCAAAAGGGUCUGUCUCGUCUGGCUUUGUCACCAGAUAGUUCUGAUAAGCCCAUAGAUGGGGAAAAGGCAGUAGCUUUCUUUCACUGUUGCUUUUCAGGAACUGAUAUUCAGAGGUAUGCUGCCUUUGAAAUACAGAGGUUCCAUGUAGCCCUCAUGACAAGCUAGAUUAUGUUGCUUAGACCUGUUCUUCAUGAGUUUGACUUCUUCCCUUCCAUGUCUUAUGUGAAAAUGCAAUAACACUGAAGUUGUUGGUUAAAAAAAAAAAAAUCAAACCUAACUGUAACUAAUGGUGGGGGGUAGAGAAGGAAGAGCAGCUUCUCUUAAUCUCUGAAUUAGCGCUCCUUUUGCAUGAAGUCUAGAGACUUUUGUGUAAAAAUCAGUUGCUUUUUCUUAAAAGUUUAAGGGCCUCAUUCAGCCACCCAAAGUUAUUCAUGUUGGCAAGUCUUGCUGAACAGGUGUGGCCCAAUAUAAAGAGCUAUUUCAUUGGUAGGUUUUGUUGGGGUUUUUUGACUGCUUCUCAGUUAUUUUGUUAGAGAUAGUGGUAUCGCACCAAGUCUUAAAAGUCCUUGGCUUUGAUUUUUCCUGUUGUGUGUUAAGCUGUCCAGCUUUACUUAGCUCUUUUCAUACUUCUGAACAAUGCCUUUUACUGUUAAUCAUCUUAUUCGUGAAUACUAAUGCUUCAAGUUGACGUUUAUUCUCUGAUAAGAUAUGAAUAGUCUGUAUCAAGUGUUAUUAUUUAAUAAAUUUCUGUAUUAUAUGAAGAGCAUGGAGCAGUUUACAGUCUAAAAACACAAAAAUACAUACAAUAAUAACAAACGAAAACAAUACCCUCCUCCACACAGCUGAAAAGUUGUGUUAACUGGCUCUCUGAACACUUCAUAGGCCCCUCACUGGCCCUGCUUCACAACCCAAGUGCUUUUUUUCCUGGCUACAAUGUGUUCUUGAACUCUGAUAAUGCCUCAGAUUACAACUAGUGCAUGAUCCAGGACCACAAGCUUCACAGAAGCAUUGCACUAGGUUUUUUUUUACUAUACGUUGCUAAGCAGCGUCACCUUUCAAGUUAGAUGAGUUCUAGAUUAGUCUUAAAAACCACUUUUGAGAGAGACUUUUAUCUUGAUAUGUGUUUCCCCCUCAGAAAAACAACCCAGCGGUGAUUGUUGUUGGCAACAAUGGCAAGCUCCAUUAUGACCAUCAAAAGUAAGUUCUCUGUGGAAAGAUAUUUGGAAGGCUUAUAAAUGAAAAUUCUUGAAGUAAAUUAUGUUUGUUUGCUUUCAUUUUGAUUUCAUCCUGUGCAAUGACAGAGGGUUGCAUCAUGUUCUAAAAUGAGCGAAAGCUGGGUGUAUAUUUGGGAUUCCCCAAAUACAGUUGUUUCUUUGUAAGCGUUUUAGUGUUGCAUGUGCGCUGAUGCAGAUAUCCUCGUUUUUUAUUAUUACUAUUAAUGAGUAGGAAAAAUGAACUCAAAGCAGCUGAGAAACAGAUAUGAAAGCAAGGGUAAAAACAACCUAAAAGACAAUGAUAAUAAUAAAGGAGCAAAUCGAAUUCAACUCCACCCCACUGAAAAUAUGCAGAGUUGAGCUCCAAAGGCAUUGGUGAAUAGAACUAUUUUUUUAACCUCAUGCCUAAAAACAGAUCAAGAUGAUGCCAGGUUUCAUAUCAUGGCUAACAGUAGUUAGGCUUCCCUGAGUCUUUGCUAGGAACUGCAAGUGGUUUUUUAAACUACUUGCAGUUCCUGGCAAAGAGGGGAUUUUUGCUGCAUGUGGUUUCUUCUUUAGAGUGUACGUUAAUGGAAAUUAUGAUAAGUACCGUAUUUUUCGCUCUAUAAGACGCACCAGACCAUAAGAUGCACCUAGUUUUUGGAGGAGGAAAACAAGAAAAAAAAUAUUCUGAAUCUCAGAAGCCAGAACAGCAAGAGGGAUUGCUGCGCAGUGAAAGCAGCAAUCCCUCUUCCUGUUCUGGCUUCUGGGAUAGCUGCGCAGCCUGCAUUCGCUCCAUAAGACGAACACACAUUUCCCCUUACAUUUUAGGAGGGAAAAAGUGAGUCUUAUAGAGCAAAAAAUACGGUAUUUCAUUUCUUGAUUAGAUUGCUUGAACUUUAUUCUAGUCAUGGUGUCAACUCUGCACACCUGUGUGUAUUCUACAGUGGUGCCUUGCAAGACGAAAUUAAUUCGUUCCGCGAGUUUUUUCGUCUUGCGGUUUUUUUCGUCUUGCGAAGCACGGUGUCGGAAAAGCUUUGGAAAAGCUUCAAAAAUCAGCAAAGUCCUCAAAAACCUCAAAAAAGGCUACCACACCGCGUGCUAUGAGUUGCUCCUCGAAGUCAAGUCACAACUGUAUUAACGGUUUUAAGAAAAAGGAAACAAACUUGCAAGACGUUUCCAUCUUGCGAAGCAAGCCCAUAGGGAAAAUCGUCUUGCGAAGCAACUCAAAAAACCAAAAACCCUUUCGUUUUGCGAGUUUUCCUUCUUGCGAGGCAUUCGUCUUGCGAGGUACCACUGUACCAUAUUUCUGGUUUUAAAGUUUGUCUGUUCCCUCUUAAAGUGAUGGUUCCACACAAGCACUGGCGUCGUGUCAAAGAGACUUUCGUAACAAACCUUACCCUGUUCGAGCAAAGAUCACAUACUACCAAAAGACGCUGACUGUAUGUACUCUUAAUUCUUAUUAUAUUCUUCUCAUUAUACUUUUAUGUGUGUGCAUAUUAUAAUGUUGCAGUCUCUGAGCAGGCAUACUUCCUCAGGGAUUUAAAAGCUGGGAAAGAUUAUUAAUGAAAGCAAGAUGUGUGUGUCUUUGUUAGGAGAGGCCAGGUAGUUUGUACAAUCAGAGUUUGUAUUCCAUUUGUUUCUAGUUUGGCCUAUUGCAUCUUGCAGAACAACAUUUCCCCCCUCUCAAAGCUAAACAGAAGUUGGGUGCAGUAUGGGAAAAACGUGGCGCUGUAUUGAUUGCAUUCAUAGUAAGGACUGCAGGGUAACUAGGGAUUAUUAUCAUUCAUUGUGCCUUUAGGUAUAAAGAAUGGAAUUCUCAAUAAAUAGGCUGCAAUGCAGGCUUGAAGUAACACAUUUGAUGGUGCCCCUUAAUGGAAAGUUAAAUAGUGUUUUAAAUUACAAUUUUAUCGCAUAAUUUACACAGAUUAAGGCUGCAUUUUAAUGUUUUAAUGUUGUAUUUUAAUCUUGUUUUUAAGUUGUAUUCAUUCAACUUGUUUUUAUUAUUGGUUGUUAGCCGCCCUGAGCCCGGCCUUGGCUGGGAAGGGCGGGGUAUAAAUAAUAUUUAUUGUUGUUAUUAUUAUUAUUAUUAUUAUUAUUAUUAUUAUUAUUUACACAGAUUAAGAUGUAGGAGCAAGCUAGUUGGCCUUGGGCAUCACAAUGAGUUCCUCACCAUAUGUUUGAGGGUGGGUACAGAGGAAUUCCACUGUAAUUGACAUACAUUUAGCAUCUCUACGAAAUCUCAGGUGGCAGAAUGGCGAGAAACCCUCAGAAUGCCUCUGCCAGUUGAAGUAGACCUAUAUGGGCUAGACAGGGAAUUGGCCAAACACUGUAUAAGGCAACUUCCUAUCUUUACAUCUCUCUCUCUUUAAAAGAUAUUGAUCAACAAUGGAUUUACUCCAGACAAAGAAGACUAUGAGUUUUGUGCCAAAGUGGAAAACAUGGUGCUUCCUUCAAAUGGAUACUUUGGGAUCUCUGCAGCAACUGGUGGCCUUGCAGGUGAUUUUUAGUACUCAAGACAUACCUUCUCUCCUUCCUUUUUAGCAAAGACUUCCCCUCUCCCUUGGGUAAAUUAAUAACUGCUAAAUUGUGAAAUGUCUGCCAGCUUAGUAACAAGAGAAUCGGCAACCAUGACUGGCACCUGAUGCUAAUGUGCUUUGUGGAAGUCUGCAGAAGAAAGGAAUUAGACAAGGAUGUAGAAGUUCAAGUCGUUGCCCUAGAUGCGUUCCUUUUGGUUAAAUCGCUUCUGGUUCACGGCACUUGUACAUACCAGUGCUAUUGGUGGGUGGGGUUGGGCAGAGACUCCUUUAUGAGUUUCUCUUCCUGAUGGAGAGGGAUAGAGUCAAGAGCAUUGGCUCCAGUAAGAACGCUUCUGUAUAGCACUCUGCCCAGUCUAGGAGGGUGCUGGUUUUAACUUCAUGGAGGCUCACGCUGAUGUCCUUUAAGAUCCUCACCACCAAGAGCUUUGGGAGCAGGGAGAUUGUUGUUUGAGGAAAUAGAGGCCCAAAGUCUCUUAGUGCCGUGAUUGUGGAGUCUGCCACAGUCAGCUCUCGGGGGCCCCAGAUGCUGACGGCCAGCCUUGCAAUACAUAUCUGUCGAUGCAUCUCAGCAAUCUUACUGUGUGGUACUGCUGGUCACGCAGUAGACCAGGUGCAGAGACGAUCUUUCUUUUAUACAGAUGUCAUUCUACUGUGUUGGAACAAUCAGAGCUAAUCACUUGCUGUGUUUGGGAUUUUUUUUUUUACCCAGAUGACCACGAUGUCUUGUCUUUCCUGACUUUCCAGUUGACAGAGCCUAGCAAAGUCGCGGUAGGCAUCCUUGGGCAAUAAAAAUUACUUCCCUCGAUGUAUUUGUGUGACAGGGGCUUUGUGAGAAAAGAGAUUUCCCCUGUUCAUGUCAGCACUGGAUAAUACUUCACUCUCACAGUUUGAAGAGUGUUUAAAUGAAACAAAAGAUGAAUGUUUGGCUUGCAACUGGGGGAACUUCCUUCUUUUUAUAUAUAAUGGUGUUUUGGCAGCCAUCACCCGUCUGCAAGCUAUCUGUCAAUUUGUGCUUCAGUUCUAAUAUAUUACCUUAAAUUGUACUUUGAGUCAAUGAUUCCUAGCCUUUGGAUAAGGAGAAAAGAAUUGCUGUAGAGUUAUUUAGCUGAACGUUGCUUCCACAUAGGUUCUUUAAGGUGAACGCCCUGAAGCCUUAAUGAUUGAGGAGCUGUCAUUGACAUCAAUAUUUGAAUAUUGCAUUCAUGAAUUUGAUGGGCUCCAGGUAGUAGGUGAUGGCACGCUGGUUAUGAAGUCCUUUCCUUAAACUUUGCAGUGUCUUGAUUAAGCCUAGCCAAAAACACACAUUGGGAUGUCGGAAAACCACGAUUGCUUGAAUUCAGCAGCUGUAAUGCAUGUACAAGGUCCUGUGUGGUUGGGAUGAAAUUGCUUGCCCAGAGCAAUGUGGGUGAGAAUGCAAUGCAGAACUGGAUGCGGCUGUUGCUUUGAACUGAUUGGAUGCAGGUUAGAGGGGUGUGGUCUUCUUAUUGUACCAUCUGUCAACAUGGUCAACAUGAUCUAAAAAUUAUUGGUCCAUGCUUGAUUGUUAGUGUGUGAGAACAGGCCAGAGGGAAGUGGUAUAUUAGCGAUUUGUUAGUUCAUUAGGAGAAAGUCAUGUGAACAAAUGCUAACUUUUCUGGCUGCUAAUGGUAGGGGUAGGUCUGGAUGCAGAAUACCAAAGAUAUUUGCUGGAGACAUUCAGAAUAGCCUCCUAAACAAAUUUCUCUUAAAAUUGGUUUUAUAGCCUCCCCCUGAUACAGAAAUUCCUGAAAAGGACAAAGAGAAAUAUCAAGAAGAGUUUCAGCAUUUCCAGCAAGAGCUGGACAAAAAGAAGGAGGAAUUUCAGAAGGAGCACCCUGACAUGCAAGGGCAGCCUAGUAAGUGGCCAGGUAACUGGGAAGAGGGAUGACUCGGUUUCAAAUAUUUGCCUUCUUGUGAUGCAUUCAUCUUGAUUUGCUGUUAGACAUCUGCUAUGGUAACAUCUUAAACCAUAAUAAAAAUAAGCUAUGAUUUUUAAUGAUUGAGCGGUAUGGUUGUGCACCCUGCUACACUAGUGGUUGCUUCAUUUUCACAAUGCUUCUGCCAGGAAACAAGCAAGUGUAGCUUCAGUCAUUCAAACCUGGGUUCAUGACUUCCUUCUCUCCAAGCCAAAAACGAGUGGAAACCAAGAACAAACUUUGCGUUCUGCUGAUGGUUUGGAGGGAAGCAAACCAUGAGCCGGGUUUGGACAAAUCAAGCUAAAUGAGGCUCAUUUCCUGGCAUGAUUUCAUUGACAUUCAUUUCAUUGACAUUAUUUACAUAUAAACACACACGGAGCACUGCAACAUGGCUCCCUCUCUCUCUCUAGCAUCAGACAGCAAAGAGAAAAGGAACAAAGGACAAUAGUCCCACUUCACGGAACACAGUAACACAAACAUCCUGUCUCCAUCACUUCCCACUUUGUGGAGUCAAAACAUACACCUUCAUGUGAAAGCCAACAAUCCCAUGACUGCAAUCACGGAGCAGGAAUUCUAACAUUGAUAACGUAUACCUAGAAUGUCCUUUCAGUUUGUUUCUUAUUUGUUUUUUAAGCGGAUGAUCUCUACGAGACUGUGAGUGAUCGUGAGCUUAGGCAAAUCUUCGAAGGCCAGAAUCGAAUUCAUCUUGAAAUAAAGCAGCUCAACAGGCAGUUGGACAUGAUUCUGGAUGAGCAGAGGAGAUACGUCUCUACAGUGGCAGAAGAGAUUUCCAAAAGAGGAAGUGGUGGCCCAGCACAGCCAGGCCAGGCAAGCAAAACACGCAGUUCAUGCAUGUCUCUCAGGUCCCCUUCUUUGCCGUUCUUCACUAACUGUAUUGGGUUUGUGUCUCUUUCUGUGUUUCCUUAAGGUCCCCCAACAGGAGCUUGAUAAUGUUGUAAGAACUCAAGAGGAGGUCCUGAGACAAGUCAUCGAAAUGAAGUAAGAGUGCAUGCACAAAAGAGGACGUAACCCACCCCCACUUUGUUUCUGAGUUGUGUUUCAUGUUGCCUGGUGCAUAUACAGAAGUGUUGGGACUUGGGAUUUCCUUGCUCUUUAUAAUGCGCUUGAGAAAAGUGUUAUCUUUGCUCACUUAGCCUUUAUCAUUGCAACCAUGAAUGAUAGCAGAACAAAGAAAAUUACUAAUUACAACAAAACGAAAUGUGCGCAAUAAUAGUUUAACUUACUUAUCACACUACCGAGGAGGUAGAAAAUUAGAAGCCGCCAAGGCAAACCCUACCUCCACCAAUCCAUUAUUGCAAUAUCAUUUUGACACAUUAUUGACACAUUAUUGCAAGAAGCCAACAGAAAAAAGAAUUUCUGCCAUUCAGACCUGCUUGUCCCCCCCCCCCCCAGCUGAAUUGAGAAUUUUUGAACCAAUUGCAGAAAAGCAAGGCAAUAUAAACAUCUUCUAUAAAACCACUGCAUUCUCUUGGAGGGUUUAGAAUGUUUUUCUAGGCUUCAUUUUUUAUUUAUUUAAAGGAGUAGCAGCCAACCUGAUGCCCUCCAGAUGUUUUGUGGGCUACAGCUCCCAUCACCCCUGGCCAUUGGCCAUGCUGACUGGGGCUGAUGGGAGUUGUAGUUUAACAUCAUCUGGAGGGCACUAUACUGGGCAAGCUGCCUAAUAGGAAGCCUCGUUACCUUCUGUUUAUUUGUGUAGGGCUCGUUUCUAUUCAUUUUUCUCUCUGUUCACUGCUUAAGCAUUUUACACUGUGCAGCACCCAAUGUAUUUACAGACUUCUAGGGGACUCUGAAAUGUGAGCAAAUAUGUUUCAGUAAGGUUGUAGAGUUUCCCUCUAAAAUAGCAUGUGUUUGGGUAAACUGAGGUCGCUUUAUGAUGAUGAAAUGGGAGAGGGUUCCAGGUGGUAGGCCUGCAAAACCCAACAGUUCUGGCAGUGGAGUUUUGAGUAGCUGUGUGGCAAGGUUCAUUGGCGCGAGAGGAGAGCUUUAGGGCUGAUAGUUGAGAGGACCGUGUGAAUGAGUGCAGGACAAAGUGUGGCCUUUGUGCCCUCUAUGAAGUCCCACCUAUGGAGCACUCUAAAGCAGCGGUAGCAUGGCUAAUGGUCAAGGAUGAUGGGAGUUAGUAGUUUAGAACACCCUAGAGGACUCCCCAUUGGCUACCCCUCUUCUAAAGCUUUUGCCAGGAAGCGGGCACUUGCCUCUCACUCCCAGAGGGAGAUGUACCAAGUGUCAACACAUGUUCUUGGAUACAGAGUAAGCACCCGCCCAAACAGUUGUUUCCUGACAAAUGCAUUACUGGGCUCUGCCCAUCAGAAUGCCUGUGAGCUUGUGUCGCCCCUGUGUUCAGUUUGAAAACAAGAGAGGGAUAUACCUUGUAGGAGAUGUUCUUGCAAUCUUCGCGCAACGGCUUUGAACCGUUAACGUUGAUCACUGUUAAUGGUUCAAGGACUGCUCCUUCAGUGUGCCUAAGUAGGUCAGCUUUUAUAGAAUAAAGAUUAUAGAAUGUACUUCCAUUUUCACCCUUGUUUCUUGGGGACGGCUUUUAUUUUAAUAUUCUUGGCAAAUCUUAAUGCCGGACAAGUAAAUUAGAUUUCCUUGUUAACAUCAGAAGCCUGCCCUUUUAGUGACUACUUAUUAAGAAAGCUUUUGCGUAACAUCAUCUUAAUAUUUUCAGCUUGAGAUUAAAGAAUGUCUUGCGGAUACAAAACAAAAACAAAUCAGUAUCCCCAACCCCCAGCUUCCUGGCCUUUGUGGCCAUCGCCAGAGGGGGAAAGACUUACUGUCCUUGUAAUUUUCAUAUCAAGAUUUGUAUGUUUCCUAAUCGCUUCAUUAGAAAAGACUUCUAGCUUAUGUAGAAGAAAUUGGUCCGCUUCCCUUUUUGACCAGAGCAUUGUUGAAAUAAAGUGCUCUGUGUUGAGUGUUUACUGGGAUUUUUGAUCCAUAACAUUUGCAUUUCUGGUAACUUGACAAGUAGAUGAGUUACUUGAUUAUAAUCUUUAAAAAAACAACAACCUUACUUAAGCCUGGGAAUUCCCUGAUAAACAUGUAACGGUCUAUAUUUUUCUGGAACAAUAUACACAUGUGGCACGUAAACAGUUCUCUUUUAAACAAUUGUCGGGGGUAAAUGAGGCCAAGAGAUACAUUUCAUCCAGUGACUUUGAUGGCUUUGAGCCUUGGUCUCCUAAAACAGUAUUCUAAUCCCGAACCAACGUUGAGGAACCUGUGGCCCUUGGCUAUGUUGUCUGGGGCUAAUAGGAAUCGUGAUUCCAGCAACAUCGGAUGGGCCAGUUCCCAACUCCUGUCUUAAACAAGGUUCUGGGAUCCAGGAGGCAGUUCAACUCCAUGUUUUGCUAAUUUAAAUCUUAUGCAACUGGUAACCAAUGAAUCAUUCAUAUCUGCAAAUGUUGCAUCUUAACAAUGCCUGCUUAAAACAUGAAGCGUUUAUGCUUAACUUCAGCACAUAGCAACACUUAAAUGAAGAUGAGCUUUCCAGUGUGUUUGAAUGUUUACACGAAGCAGUGAUUUGAAUCGGUUCUUUUAAGUAAAGUGGCAAUCACUGUUAUUAUAUGGCUGAAUAAAGAGCUUUACUAAAGGCUACAGGGUAAGUCUCUGAACAAAGAGUUGCUGUGAAAUCAUCUUUUGUCCAAGCAAAUGUGAAGUUUCAAGUAAAUUAAUAGAAGCAAAUUUGGGGCAUAGACUUUGAUUAUUCUGUUAACAAUGAAAGGGAUUAUCAUUCAUAUGAUGAUAUGUCGCUGUAGAUGCUAAUCCUCUUUACAACUGGAAAGAGGCAUCACAACAAGAAACUUAUAUGAACAUAUUGAUUAAGAAACAGGCCUGCCUCCCUUAUCCAAUCAGUUUAGAUGUCUAAUAUCACCAGUUACAGCAUCUGCACUUUUUGUGGCUUUAAUUUUCUUUUCUGUAAGAGCAGAAAAUGAAUUUAUUCCAAGAUAAUUCUGUGUAUUGCAUUGAUGCAUGCGGGAAAUGAAAUUUGUCGUAUAAAAGGUAAUCAUGGGCCAUGUCUUUAAAUCUUUGCUUAUCCCUAAAGCAUAUUCUGCUGCUUGAAACAGAUUUUAGCUUCCUUAGAGUUUUGACAUCAUUUAAAGCUUUGGGAGACUUGGAUUCAGACCAGUCUUUGGAACAAAGUUGUAAGCCUUGCGACAGCCACAAAAUAUUUUAUUGCACACAGCUAGGUUGCCGAAGUCUGACACUGAAACACUGCAAAGCUGCAUCAUCAUCUGCAGAGUAGAAUAAUAGAUUUUUUUUUAGAAUUCAUUACUAAAGAAUGGUGGGUUUUCUUACUUUAUUUUUCCUUUAAAAAAAAAUUUAUUUCACUUUACUUCUACUUUACUUGGGCACUUUUAUACCACCCAGUCAACUGUGCUGCUGAUCAAUGCUGUAAUCUACUUACCUAGGAGUAAAUGCCAUUUAACUCAGUGGGACCUAAUUCUGGGCAGACGUGUAUAGGACUACACCUGAGGAGAGUAGAUAUAAUUUUCAAAUAAAAUUGGGGUGCAGGGAGCCAGACUUGGACUCUAAACAACAUCUGGAUACAUACAGAAUCUCCACCCCUUAUGAAAUGCAUAUAACUGUUGGGCUAGUGUAAGGGCUUUCCUGACGCCUAUUCUAAAAUGCCUUGAUUUGGGGCAUGUGUCUGAUUGGCUCUCCACACCCAGACAACACACAAGGCUAGCUAGGUGUGCACCUCUGGACAGCAGCAAACACUCAAACCUGCAGCUUGACUUGGGAAAUCUUGAGCAGCCAGUGAGUUGUGCUGUCUUACCUGAAACAGCCCAGUCAAAAGGGAGCUUUAACCCCACCUUCCUUGGACUGGGCAGCAGCAAUGGUCGUGGUAGAAUCUCACCCUUGGCUGCUCACUCCCAUCUGCUGCAUCUUGGCUCCAUACAUGGGAAUAAGCAGUUGAAGUACACAAAGGAACUGUUUGAAUAGAGUGCUUGCUCUUAGCUUGUCUCUCUUUUCCUUGGCCCUCGCAAGUAGUGGACCAAACAAACUGUGCUAAGAGAGUUGUUUGCCUCUGUUAGCUUUGCAGCUGUAAGGAGGCUAGAGAAGCUUUUGGUCCUCUCUUACGGCUGGUUACUUCCUUUGGGAAGGAGGGCGAACCUCUGUUUAGGAGGGGAAAUAUCACGAUUGGGUUUUUUUGUCUCUUUCCAGGAACUCUGUGGGAGAAACACUGAGGCUAGUCAGUGGCAGUCAACAUGCUGCCUCUGCUGGUGGAAUCUAUGAAACAACCCAGCACUUCAACGACAUCAAGGAGCAUCUCCAUGUAGUAAAGAGGGACAUCGAACAUCUAGUCCAGAGGAACAUGGUACUGCAGUCUCUUUGCUGCACUGUGUCUGCUUGCAUGCUACCAAGGGAGUGUUUUAAGGCCUGGCAAGGUGCCAGGGUUGGGCAUUUGACUUGGGCAAGGAUCACUACCUCAUAGGUGCUUGGAUCCUAGAUUGUCUGUGACAAUGCUGAUUGGCCCCAAAGCUUCAGAGCCGCUCAGAAGCCCCCCAAGGCUGCAGAGGAGGCCGUCAGACCAGGGCUGUCUUGAGUCAUUUUGAGAUUAAAGACUAAAAUCCAAAUGUCAACAUUUGCCUGUAAAAACCUAUACAGUGGUACCUCAGGUUACAGAUGCUUCAGGUUACAGACUCCACUAACCCAGAAAUAGUACCUUGGGUUAAGAACUUUGCUUCAGGAUGAGAACAGAAAUCGCGCAGCAGUGGCAAUGGGAGGGCCCAUUAGCUAAAGUGGUGCUUCAGAUUAAGAACAGUUUCAGGUUAAGAAUGGACAUCCAGAAUGAAUUAAGUACUUAACCCGAGGUACCACUGUAUUGCCACUCUUUUGGAUGGAGUUGGCAUGAUAGCUCAUCUACCAAGGCUCACUCCUCUACAGGAGACCCACUGCCAAGAAGCCCUGGCCCCUGCUGCUGCUGCUGCUGCUGCUGCUCCUCGUGGUUGCCUCUCUACCUGCUUUUUUCCCCUUUCUCCCUGGCCCAGAGGGAACUGACAGCAGCAAUGAGCAGGAGGAUUAUCAAUCACCCACCUGCUCACUUGACUAUUGGGCCUCUUUCGUGGCCCGCAAUGGCGUAACGGUGAUGAAGGGAAAGCAGCAACAUUGGGAGCAGUAGCCAUGAGGAGGUGGUGAGAAAAUUGUCUUGCCAAAGGGCCCUCCGGAACCUGAAGUUCUAGAGUGAUGCCCAAAAUCUCUGCCUGUCGGUAGGCUUGGUUACCUCCUGUGAAUAUACCAACACUCUGGUACAUUCACAAGUAUUCCUUGCACUCUCUUACACGGAAGCACAAGGGAAACCUUCCCUACUGCAUAUUGCAUUUGCUGAGAAAUUGUUCUCUUCCCUCUUGCUUUCUAGCCAUCAAAUGAAAAACCUAAAUGUCCAGAGUUGCCACAGUUCCCAUCAUGUUUAUCAACAACACACUUCUUUAUAUUUGUAGCAGUCCAGACUUUACUGUUCAUCGGUUACAUCAUGUAUAGGUAAGUUGGAAUGCGUUUUGCAUGCAUCGUGCCAGAAUAGAAUUGAUUCAGUGGCUCAAAAGUGCAAAACAGUCUCUCCUAAGCAGGCAUCAGUAACUGCAGAGAGGGAGGUGUAAAAACCUUCCCUUGUCUGAACAAAAUGAAAUAAAUGGUAGGCUUUGCCCUGUCAUUGGUGCCAGGGUGACUUGGUAGCUAGCCAAAACUCCCUUUCCACCCUGCCCUCCCAAGGUCUUGCUUGCAGUGUCAGAGAGAGUUUCAGAGGUGCUUGGAAUUUCUCAGGUCCCCUGCCCAACCACAGGGAGCCACCCUCUCUUGUCCUCCCAGUUCUGAGCUCAGUAAGAACCACCCUGAAGCUGUGUUGAGCCUCAGUGAAACUCUGAAAGUGAGAUAUCUCUGGCUGCUUUUCAGAACUCUGAAGCUCACUGUGAAGUACCCAGUUCUUCUCCAGAGCUUGAGUUUAAAGGCACACUCUGGUGGAUUUCUGACUUAAAACAGUUUUUCUUAACCAGUUCCAGUUCUCAGAAUCGCACACAAAUACUUAGAAAUUUUCUGCAGAGAUGAAAUCUGAGUGGGACUCCUGAGAAAGAGUCUCUUCUUUGUUUGUGCAUAGAUCCUCCAUCUCUCUUGUGACCAUCAUUUCCAGGAUCUUAACCACUUCAUUAUAUUGUCUUCCAUAUUUCAGGAGUCUGGGCUAUUUUUCCUCAGCCAGUCUGCAUCCUAAAGCAUCAUCAUCAUCAUCAUCAUCAUCAUAAUAUAUUAUUAUCUAUACCCCACCCAUCUGGCUGGGUUUCCCCAGCCACUCUGGGCGGCUUCCAACAGAAUAUUAAAAUACAAUCUUAAACAUUAAAAGCUUCCCUAAACUGAGCUGCCCUCAGAUGUCUUCUAAAAGUCUGGUAGUUGUUUAGCAUGAACUAAGAUAAUUGUGCCACCCCACCUUAAAUUCCGCAGUAGGAAAGCUAUGCACCCGUGUCCAGUAUUGAGGCUGUUAGGUUAAGCAUCUCAUUAGCAACUGAAGCCUGGCAACUCCCAAUAACAUACCUCUCUAAUCAAGGGUUCCCAAAAGUUCAAAGUACACUUCCGGGGGACAAAGAAGCAAUUGCAUCGCCCUUUCUCUUAUGUCAGCUUUUAAGAUUAGCACUGCCUACACCUUUUUCUUGCCCUAGGGCAGGGCUGGCUUCCCCCGCCCCCCAGCUUGAGUGUUGCAUUCACCAUACUGCAUGGCAGCAGUGAUGUAGGGCUCCCUCUGCUCCCCAUGCAAAUUAAUGGCAAGCGUGAUCUCUCUGCUAAUUUGGAUAAGGAGAAAAAAAGAGACACUCCUCCUGGCCGGCUGUAGCAAUGGAGAGGAGGCUGGCAAGCCACUUCAAAUGGCUUUGCGGGCCUGAUUCUGGGGACAAGUGACAGAUAGAGAUUAUGUUUGCUAGAAGUGCCAAGUUCUGUAGAACAGUAAGUGGACAAGAUUUUGCAGGCUAAACAACACACUGCACGGCAAUAGUCUUGUUGUCUCCUCUAUUUGUGCAGCAUGCCCUUGGGGAAUAGUUGCUUUGAAAUGCAGAAGAGCAACUUUUGGGAGCCACUUCUCCAGCCACCCACAGUUCCAAACUGGUGGAGGACAGAGAGUUUCAGGAGGGAAAUGAUUUGCACAGGAAGAGUUAAACGCCAUUCUCUUCCCCCACCCACCCACACAUCCCUUCUUUGCUUCAAAGUUCCUACUUUCAAGGAUCUUCUCCAACAGAGUCACUACAUACAGGUGUAGGUAGUUUGUCCCUAAAAGGACCAAAAAGUUAGUGCAAAAUAAAGUAGGUUAAAAUGGCCACACUUUCACAAAGCUUUUUUAUUAUUAUUUGAAAGAACCUGAAACAAUUUUGAAAACUCAGCCCUAACCACACUUUGGCCUGCAUGUCUGAAGACUUGACUCAGUUGGUUCACAUUCAGCUGGAGGGGUGGUUCAUGCCCGUUCUGCUUCUAGUCUUAGCCCGUAAAAAAGGGAGCCCAGACUAGUGCUUGUACCACUCUGGCUGAUGUUUGCACCCUUGCUCUGAAUUCUAGAUCUGGAGUUCCUAGAUCUGAAAGAGGUACUGCCUUGCUGAAAUGAGCAAAAGGCUUCCUGUGUUUGCGUCUGCUAAUUUCUCUCCCCUUUUUGUUUGCGUGCAGGACUCAACAAGAAGCUGCAGCCAAGAAGUUCUUUUGAUGGCCAGCCUGUACGCAUCUGGUGUGUGCAUGCAGAGCGUUACAGGAGUUGCAGAUGAGGGAAACUUUAGUGUUUAAAAUGCUUCAAUAUUUUAAAUUAUUGAGUGUUUACUGAAUACGCUGAAUUUCAGAUAAAAUGUAAAAUUGACAAUGACGCUGAGGAAGAAAUGAGACCAGUUCUGUCCUUGCGUUUCCAGGAGAUGUUGGAAUAUGCCCCUUAAUUCUACUGUCAAGAUACUUCCCAGGCAGAGAACUGGGACUGUGGUCCUGCUCGCACUGAUUAUUACAUUAUCUGAUUUUGGGUGGGCAGGGGGCGGGAAGAGCUGCUGUAAAACAUUUGUUACAUAUCAGAUUUAUUUGGGGUUGGGAAACCUUAAAAUUGCAUUCCCCUUCUGUUUUAUGGAAAGAGGUUGCAAAACUAGCAUUCAUAUCUUGGGCAAGUUCAGUGUGGUAUGUUGCAAGCCCACCUUCAAAAAUAUUCACAAUAACAGUGAUCAGCAGAGACAUUUAAUCAAAAGGUCUUUAGAGCAACGAUUCAGUGGACCAACACAAGGUGGAAUUUUCUUGUGUGGCGACAACGGAAGAAAACAAGUCUGCCAAAUACUGUAGUCCUUUCAAGCAUGUUUUGGUAUAGUUCUUCUGAAACUGACCAUACUUUUGUAAAAGUGUUCUUUAACCUCUCUUCAAGGAAGAGACCUUAGCUUGCAUGACUUUUUAAAAUUAAUCUGAGUUCAGAGUAUAUGAUAUAGUGGUGGUCUUCUUUUAAAAAAAAAAGUCACUGAGCAGUGUUGAAAACCAUGCCGAUCCUGCAGUGAACUCUUUAGAAUGUUCUCCAAAAUGUUGAAUACCUUCACCUGGGAACAUUGUGAGUGCACAUCAACCGUUUUCUUACAAACUGGCCCAUUGUUGAUCAUCCCUGCUUUUGCUGUACAGGUGUUGUUUAUAAUCCGCUUAAAGUUUUUGGUGCCUCGCCGCCUUAUCAUGUAAACACAUUACAUGGGAAUUCCCACGCCCCAACUGAAAAUACAGAUUUACUCUUGCCUUGUUUACAUCUUGCAAUUCGCUCUUGUUGCCUUCCAAAUUGCAUUCAAAUGGCCGUGGAAAUUGUAGGCCUUUAAUAGAAUUUAAAUCAGGAUUUCUAACAAUGUUUGACUUUAAGAAUUGUAUCCAGUGCUGUUCUUUUGCUUGUGGAAAGGUUUUUGACCCUGUGAAUGGAGGAGUGAGGGGAGUGAGUUUUGCCAAAUGCCCCUUCCCUUCACACCAUCUCUGACUUUGCUGGAGGAUUUGACAACCAUCUGGAGCGGGGCUGGGGAAAGGCAAUGGGGAUUGCAGAGGAAAUACACAAUCAGCAAAAACUCACUUCUGUUCACAGGAGUUCUGCAAACGGAAGGACAGUAUUGGAAUCCACCCUGAACAUUUUUCAAAAGGCAGCAACAGUCUACCACGUUCAGUAUUACGUACGUUAAAGGCAUAUUGCCCUUGUCAGCUUGGAAAAACUGAACAAAUCUAUGCAAUAGUUUUCUCCUUCUCAAAUGAGGUCUCCCCCCUUCCCUCCCUGCCAUGACUUCAGUAACAUUAUGUGCUGAAUUAUAGAUGUUUCUCAUCAGGCUUUUAUUUACUGUUUGUUGAAGGACCUGCUGCUCAAAACUUCAAUUCAUAAUAUGCACAUAAGGACAAAUAAAACAGCAGCAGCAGCAUUUUUAACUAACCAAAAUCAUACAAGAGGGCAAAUUAACUUGCUCAGACUCACACCAGCAAGUAUUUUUACAGGUGCCUUGGACUAAAUGAAAUACGUAAAAGCUACUGUUCUUUUUUUAAUUAGAAAAGGAACAUCUGCUCAAGUUUUGCUCCCACCAGCACCAAAGAAAGAUACAUCUUCUACUGCAGAAAGACUUUUCAGUGCUUUUUAUGCUGAAAGAACUGAUUUCAGUGAGAUGUUUCUUUCUGAAAUAUCAUUGGAGAAACGAGAAUCUGCUUGUAGAUGACAUCUCUUAUCUUCUUUCAACAAAAUGUGAAACUUCCCAGCUGUGAUGCAUUCAAUUUGAGAAUUAAAAUAUUGAAGCAACCAGUGGUAUUGUUCUCUUGUGUCCGGGUGGGAUAAAACUGGGUCUUGAAGUAACCUGUAGCCUGGGAAGUAAUACCAGAGCAAUGCUUUUCUGAAAACUGCAGCAUUUUGACCUAUGUCUUGAAUGGGAGUAGAAGGCUGCCAAAACACACCCCUUUUCAAAGGUGGUGUUCCAAACUGGUGCAUCUUGACUUGGUGCUAGCAAAAAGAAGAGAUUUGCUAUGUGAUCCCUGCCAAUUCUACGCAUCUAAACCGAGCUACUCCCACUUUUUCAUAAUUCUCAGCUAUACUCUCUGUUCUGGUAUGUGGUCAAAUGUAAGCACAUUUUCCAAAAGGCUACUUGUGUUAGCAUUUCUAAUUGGUGUAAAUACUAUUCCUUUAGACUGCAAGAGAACAACGUACGAAUCCAGUUUUAGAAGCACUUUGCAUAAAACCGGUGCUGUGUUGUUCACUGUUACACGUGAUCGUGCUGAUGAUGGAUAAAAUUCAAACGAGCAAGCGCAGAAUGUUCUUAACUAUGUACAGACCACCUUCUAUGGGUGAAACCUACUGUUUAAUGGAUAAACACUGCUGAAGAUAACUUUGUAUCGUCAACUCCUGUAUGCUUAAAAGAAAAAGCUGUCCUCUUGUCCUCAAAAUCCAAGCACUUAAAGGAAAUUGGAAAUGAAUUUGAAUAAAAGUACCUAUUUUUAGC